Messenger RNA from Gossypium arboreum, 2512 nucleotides. Its product is annotated as squamosa promoter-binding-like protein 6. The transcript has 5 exons. The record is from RefSeq and is a predicted model, not a curated record. Gene Ontology annotation, molecular function: DNA binding. NCBI's taxonomy places the organism in Eukaryota, Viridiplantae, Streptophyta, Magnoliopsida, Malvales, Malvaceae. Bases 200 to 1957 code for a protein of 585 amino acids. Gene Ontology annotation, cellular component: nucleus.
CCUUUUCUAAAUUUCGGUUUUUUUUUUCGAGGGUUUUUUUUUUGUUGUUGUUUGAGGGGUUUUUGUUUGGUUUCCUAGAAAACUGUAGGAAAAGGAGAGAAAGUUGGGAAUCUUGCGACAUCCUAAAUUGUUCUAAUACAGUUUUUAACAGGGACUAAACGUACCCAUGUGAACUCUUUUUGUCUGUUAAUCUCCGUUAAUGGGUUGUUUUCAUCUUGCUUUUUUUUCCCACUUUUUUUUUUGGUUGAUUAAGAGUUUGGAAAACAAAGAGAGAGUAAGCUUUUUCUUAGCAACUCUGUUUUCUUGGGAUUUGAAAUGUGAAAGAAUUUUUUUUUUUGAUUCUAUGAAAUUUGGGUUUUCUUCUGCUUCAGCUAAACUUAUUAUGUUUUUCAAUAAUUGCUUCCAUGGGAUUGGAUUAUCAAAAGCAUUUACAUUAUUCAUAGUGAUGGAGUCUUGGAGCUAUGGGUCUGAAGGGAAAGGCCUUCUGUUUACCGAUGAAAUGGAUUUGGAUGCUUUUUCUAGAAGUAGGAAAGCAAUGCUAAGUUGGGACCUCAAGCCUUCCACUGAUCUUGAAGGUGUUGAGAGCAUGGAAUUCAUGGAUUUUGGUAUUGCUGCUGAUAUGAACAAAAAACCCUUUUAUGGUAACACCAGUAUGGGGAUUUUUGGAGCUGAGUUUGGUAAUGAUUCUACUAAAGGUCUAGUUUCUCCUACUUGUAUGAUUUCCUCUACUUCAUAUUUUGGUGAAGAAGAAUCUGGUUCCAAGCAUUGCAGUUCUUUGAUGGACUCUAACAGUCAGGAAUCUUCACUCAUUGAUUUGAAGCUUGGGAGAUUGACUGACUAUAAAGAUGCACACCAUGGCAAAUUCUUGAAGGAAACCUCUGUUGUUUCCCCUGUUCGACCGGCUUUUGUGCCGAAGAAAGCUCGAACCACAAGCUCACAUUCUCAAAUUCCUUGCUGUCAAGUUUAUGGUUGCAACAAGGACCUUAGCUCUUCAAAAGAUUACCACAAGAGGCACAAAGUUUGUGAGGCUCACUCUAAGACUGCCAAAGUAAUUGUCAAUGGAAUUGAACAGCGGUUUUGUCAGCAGUGCAGCAGGUUUCAUUUACUAGCUGAAUUUGAUGAGGGUAAGCGCAGUUGUCGUAAACGCCUAGCAGGGCAUAAUGAGCGCAGAAGGAAGAUUCAUUUCAAUACCUUUUCCGGAAAAUCACAUAAGUUGCUUCAUUCAUAUCAAGGUACCAAGUUUCUGGGAACCUCCAUACCGAAACAAACGCCUUUUGUUGUCCCUAACAUAUUUCAAGUUGACUUUCUUCAUCCAGAAAGACAUGCAUACAGUAAUCAAUAUCAGCAGGUUAAAUCUGAAGAGAAACCAAUGUAUAGUUCUCAAUCAGCAACGCCAAUCACAAACGGGCAGUCGUCUUUCUUUCAUAUGCAUGGCAUUGGGAAGCAACAUCUUUCUGGAACAUUAUCAUCAGCAACUGAAGCCUUCGAUGCUUCUAGUGCAGCACCAACAGUUAAAGAGUUAUCUGGGGUUUCACGCUCAGACUGUGCUCUCUCUCUUCUGUCAGCUCAAUCCUUGGAUUUGUCAAGCCAUGUGACAGGUAUUCAAAUGACUAGGCCCUUGAUCAAUCAAGCUGGCCAUGCCAAUCGUAACACUGAGAAAUCUGCAGCGAUGAGUUACUCGGAAAAAGGCAGCAGUUUCUAUUCAUGUGGGAUGAACCCUACCGGAGUAAGCCAAGAAGGGUCAGUCGUGGUCUCCGAUGCUGGUCAUACUGCUAAUUUUGAAGGUAAAGUCCAAGACUUGGAUCUUUUGAGUGCAAGGUAUUGUCUUUCUCCUGAAAAUGGGACCACUGUUGAUUUGCUUCAACUUUCAACACACCUCCAAAGAGUGGAGCAACAGAGGAACUCCAUGCAAGUAAAGCAGGAAAAUGAGGAUCUGUUUUAUUUCCUUUCCACUUAAUUGGUACAAGAGGGAGAAAGGCUUUCAGGGAGAGUUGCAAAACUGCUGCAUUAAACGCUUUUUUUUAUAACCUCAUUGGUGCGUUUUCACAAUACGCUGUUAGGAGACUUGAUACCAUUGGUAGUACAUCUUAUUUUCCGGUCAGUACAUAACAAAGCGAAUUCUGGAACUGUACAUUGGUGCAAUUUCAGUAGGAUUUGUUCCUUUACUAGAACUCUUGUUUUCUGCUGAUAUUAUGUAGUUAAGGUGGUUUAAUUAUUAUGUUAAUAUAUGAUGAUAUAAUCCGAGACAUUGUAGGAAACACUUUUAGCUUGGUAUAUGAUCCCUCAUCACUUUGGUUGCAAUGAAGGGGCAAUGUUCAAAGGGACAAACUAAGAGUCAAGUUGGAAUAAAGAUCACCCUGUAAAAAGAAUUUUAGAAUCUGAAUCAUUUUGCACUGACAGCUUAUAUUAUAUUAUAAUAUAUGUAUAUGAUAUGCUUAAAAACUUUUUAGUGGUUGAUGUUAAUUGGAAGAAGAUAUCUAGUCAGUGUGCUGCAUGCAUAUCUUUGUUAAAA